This is a messenger RNA of Peronospora matthiolae, 813 nucleotides long. The record is from the annotation of a GenBank genome assembly. NCBI's taxonomy places the organism in Eukaryota, Oomycota, Peronosporomycetes, Peronosporales, Peronosporaceae.
AUGGCCGACCAAGUGGAGUCUGCCGCUGGCGUCGACACUCAAGGGCCGCCGUCGUCGUCGUCGUCCUCGCAAUGGUCCGAGCAUAAUGCGCCCAAUGGCCGCAAGUACUACUACAAUAGCGUCACGGGCGAGUCCACGUGGGAGCGGCCAGCAGAACUGUCCGUGCCAGCUCUCCAAGCGGAUUUGCCUCGCACUGGCGCUCCUCAGCAGCACCAGCUGCAGCAACAACAGCCGACUGCAGCUGGGUUCCCGCAGCCUCAGCAGCAGCUUGACGGUCAAGGACCACAGGGUGCAGCAGCAGCCUAUGGAGGCUAUCCGCAGCCGUACGGACAGCCGAUGCAGUAUCCGCCACCGUACGGAGGCAGCGGCUACAUGUACCCAUUCCCUCAGGCUUACGGUUAUCCGCCGCAGAUUGUGGGUCCGGGUCCUCCGAUCCAGACGACGGAGAGUGGCCAAGGACCUCCUGGAUGCAACUUGUUUGUCUUUCACAUUCCGAACGACAUGACUAACCAGGAUCUCUUCAAUUACUUUGCUACAUUCGGCAAUGUGAUUAGUGCUCGUAUCAUGGUGGAGAAAGAGACUGGCAGAAGCCGUGGCUUUGGUUUCGUGAGCUACGACAAUGCUCCGUCGGCGGAUGCUGCCAUUAAAGGUAUGAAUGGCUUCCAGGUUGGCCGCAAACGCCUGAAAGUGCAGCACAAGAAGGAGAAGUGCCAAGGUCCUAUGUUUGGCGAAAUGUCUGGACACAUGGACAAUAACGGCAAUGACAUGGCUGGUCAAGGCCCAGGAGCUGCUUCGCUGCCCCCGGGCAACUAG